CAUUACAGUGUAGUACAUAUAAAUAACUUGUUAACUCCCUUACCUCCUUCUCUCUCUCUUUCUUUCUUUCUUUUCUCUCUCUCCUAAUAUUAUAAUACGAACUUAUUAAUCAAUAUAUUUAUAUAUUUAUUCGUAUUUCAUGUUUAAUUCUUCUCAGUCCUUUUUUAAUAUUAAUAAAAAGAAAACAACAAGCGCAGCAAGUAUUAAGAGUACUGCUGCUUUUAGUAUGGCAAGACAAAAGAGAAUUCGUUUAAUGAUGAAGCAACAUAAUUUACCUGAUUUCGAAACAAAAGUAUUUUGUGAGUACUGUGAAAAAUAUAUUGAAACCAGAAUUAGAUAUCGAAAUGGGAGUAUGGUUUGGUUAACAUCAUUCAUAUUGUAUGUAAUGACAUGUAAUAAUAGAAAGUAUACUAUUUAUGUAAUAUUACGUAAUUUUUAUAGAUUACUAUGUACAAUCAUAUUAUUUUGGGUGCCUUUUUAUGUUAAAUAUUUUAAAGAUGUGGCCCAUUAUUGCCCUGGGUGUGGUAAAAGACUUGGUGUAUUUUAUAGAAUAUAAUAAUUACUUGUAAAUAUAAUAAUAAUAAUAAUUCCUUUCGUUUGUAAAGGCCAAUGACAUAGAACUAUCAUUAUUUGUGCCACUUUCAUUUUAUAUAUAGGACGUCAUAAUUUAUAUAUAAAAUUUAUUUCUCAUUUUACACGUGUUAAAAAAAAAAAA
Messenger RNA from Cokeromyces recurvatus, 715 nucleotides. RefSeq lists its product as uncharacterized. The record is from RefSeq and is a predicted model, not a curated record. The transcript is spliced from 2 exons. Lineage: Eukaryota; Fungi; Mucoromycota; Mucoromycetes; Mucorales; Mucoraceae. Gene Ontology annotation, molecular function: zinc ion binding. Bases 140 to 556 code for a protein of 138 amino acids.